This is a messenger RNA of Chelmon rostratus (copperband butterflyfish), 1433 nucleotides long. Its product is annotated as cysteine-rich and transmembrane domain-containing protein 1-like. The transcript has 3 exons. The record is from RefSeq and is a predicted model, not a curated record. Lineage: Eukaryota; Metazoa; Chordata; Actinopteri; Chaetodontiformes; Chaetodontidae. The coding region runs from base 137 to 496 and encodes 119 amino acids. Gene Ontology annotation, cellular component: extracellular exosome.
AUCACGUCCCGCAAGUGAGAGACGCACUGGGUUUCUAGAGGGAAGCGGAUCGCUCACUGCGGUAAAAAAAAAUUGUGCUAAACACUGAAGACAGAAGAAGUUUCUCUUUAUUCUAAGGUGAUUGUUCAACCAAAAGAUGAAUUUCGAGCAGCCCCCUCCAUACAAUGGCCCCAGUGCUCCAGGCUAUCCACCUCAGGGUUACCCUCCGCCGGUGAACAUGCAGCAGCCUAAUCCAGGUUACCCUAACUACCCCGCCGGACCAGUGGGCCCCGGUGGUCCUUAUCCUGGUCCAGGACAGCCUCCUUAUCAAGGGUACCCUGGACAACCACAAUAUGGCUGGCAGGGGGGGCCCCCUCCUGGGCCUAUGUAUGGGGAAGCUCCCAAAAAUACAGUGUAUGUGGUGGAGGACAGGAGAAGAGAUGACACAGGAGACACAUGCCUGACAGCCUGCUGGACAGCUCUGUGUUGCUGCUGUCUCUGGGACAUGCUGACAUAACGUAUUCCCAAACUGUCCACUCCCAUUACCCACGAGCCCCCCGCUCCUGUGCCUCGAACCCCAUCACCCUCUCCCCCAUCUGCCUUAAACCCCGCGCUCCCUCCAAAACACCCUUCCAUCUUCUCUACCAGUCUUUUGCUCGUCUAUAAAUAUAAACCUCGGUCCCAUAUGGACAUCUCGAUGUGAAGCCCUCACCGCUGUCUGACCGACAGACAGACUGACUGACCCUGUCCAGGGGCUACUGUGUAGCAGCUUGUAACCGAGCUCCUAAACAUAACCUGGAUCUCAGGCUCUUCAUUGUAAUCUUACACCAACACACCACAGGCACAGACACACACACACCAAGGUAGAUACACAAUAACACAUACAGUGUAUUUGGAUCUCAGGCUCAUCUAGUGUGAGGCUCUUUGGCACUUUAUGAUCAUUACCUCUCUGAGAUACUACUCCUGCCUGCCCUGUCAGUCAUCUCCAACCCUCCCCAACGCUCCUUCAGCUAGGCUACUUCCCAUUGCCAAGGACACUCCUUUAUCUUGGACCCUCCAUAACCCAAAGGCCACCAAGACCCUGUCUGCCAAUGAGCCAUAGGGCGCUCUUAAGAAGCUAAUGAUUGAAAUGUAUCCCUUUCAUUUGCACAGAAGCUGUUUUUGCCGACGUUUGUCUUCAUUGAAAUCAUACAACAGUAAAUGGAAUGGGUUUUUAAGGAAGACGGUGAUUUAUGUUUGAUUACUGUUAACAUUCGAUGGCCUCAAUGUUUUUUCUUUUUCAUGGUGAUCUUGAUAUGAAAAAUUAUUCCAAUGUUAUUUUUAUUACAUACCUUGCAGAUAAAACCGAAAAACGAAAAAAAUUGUGAUUGCUUAACAGAGGAAACCAAAUAAUCUGUCAGAUGCCUUUUUGCUUUGAAUGAAAAUCUUGCAUUAAAAUAAUUUAUUCCAGUGAA